This is a messenger RNA of Dunckerocampus dactyliophorus (ringed pipefish), 4284 nucleotides long. Its product is annotated as poly(rC)-binding protein 3. The record is from RefSeq and is a predicted model, not a curated record. Gene Ontology annotation, molecular function: mRNA binding. Gene Ontology annotation, biological process: regulation of RNA metabolic process; regulation of gene expression. The coding region runs from base 509 to 1474 and encodes 321 amino acids. The transcript has 14 exons. Gene Ontology annotation, cellular component: cytoplasm; nucleus. NCBI's taxonomy places the organism in Eukaryota, Metazoa, Chordata, Actinopteri, Syngnathiformes, Syngnathidae.
CUCUGGCUUUUGGUGUGUGCCUCUGAGCUCUGAGCACGUGUGAGUGUUAGAGGGAGAAAGAGAUAAAGAGAGAGAGAAAAGGAAGGCGAAGCAACUAGCAUUUCUUUCCCCCCUCCCCAUCUCCCUGGUCCUUGUCACUCCAUCCUUCCUCCCCUCUCCUGGACCACCCGCAAGACCCGCUUUGAGCCGGGACCGACGACCCCUACUGCCCAGACCGCCCCGGGACCCUUUGACUCUCCUGACUUCUGUCCCACCAACCGCCACCUUUAAAGAAGACUUCAGCAUGGGCUGGCAAUGGACUUGAAUGGAAGUCGAAAAGCUGAUGAACUGAUCUAUGCGUAAGUGAGAGUGUCGCUGUUGCUUCAUAUCCCGCCUCACUCUGCUGUCCUUUAUGACCUGGGAAAACAUCACCCGCAGCAAACCUGGUGCCUGUCUGACAGGAGUACCAUCAUAUUCCUUCUUCUUUUGAGGAUUCCAGCAGCAUCAUUCGGUCAUACCUCCUCCUGACAUGGAGUCUACCAAAGUCCAGUCGGAAGGUGGCCUCAAUGUCACCCUUACCAUCCGUCUCCUCAUGCAUGGAAAAGAAGUGGGUAGUAUAAUUGGAAAGAAAGGGGAAACAGUGAAAAAGAUGCGGGAAGAGAGUGGAGCACGAAUCAAUAUCUCAGAGGGCAACUGCCCAGAGAGGAUUGUCACCAUUACCGGACCAACAGACACGAUCUUCAAGGCUUUUGCCAUGAUUGCCUACAAAUUUGAGGAGGAUAUCAUCAAUUCCAUGAGCAACAGCCCAGCAACCAGCAAGCCUCCAGUUACCUUAAGGCUUGUGGUGCCAGCCAGCCAGUGUGGCUCCCUCAUAGGAAAAGGUGGUUCCAAAAUAAAAGAAAUGAGGGAGUCCACAGGGGCACAGGUUCAAGUAGCAGGGGACAUGCUCCCCAACUCAACAGAGCGUGCAGUGACAAUCUCUGGAACCCCAGAAGCCAUCAUACAGUGUGUCAAACAGAUCUGUGUCAUCAUGCUGGAGUCUCCGCCUAAAGGUGCCACGAUCCCUUAUCGCCCAAAGCCUGCUUCCACACCUGUCAUUUUUUCGGGUGGUCAGGCCUACACAAUUCAGGGACAGUAUGCCAUUCCGCACCCGGAUCAGCUGACCAAGCUCCACCAGCUGGCUAUGCAGCAAACCCCCUUUACCCCUCUCGGACAGACCACCCCUGCUUUCCCUGGUUUGGAUGCCAGUCCACCAGCCAGCACUCAUGAGCUCACCAUUCCUAAUGAUCUAAUAGGCUGCAUCAUUGGACGUCAAGGAACCAAGAUCAAUGAGAUCCGACAGAUGUCUGGUGCGCAGAUCAAAAUCGCAAACGCCAUGGAAGGCUCGUCUGAGCGUCAGAUCACCAUCACAGGGACGCCUGCUAACAUCAGUCUGGCCCAAUAUCUCAUCAAUGCCAGGCUUACAUCCGAAGUCACUGGAAUGGCCACACUCUAAUUUCUACCCAUCUUCCCUCUCUGCAUCACAUGCCCCUUGAGCAAAUGCCAUUGCACCAUGUUUGUUUAUUACUCCAUACUGGACACGUCAUAUUUAAGUGAUGCCAACUUUUGCUGUAGAUUAGAGAUUAUUCACACCUGUCCGAAAUCAUUUUGUUUGUCUUGAAUUUUACUUUAUUUCUGUGACUCGAGUACCUUUCAUGCUGCACAACCUUAUUUCACCUCAAGUUUCCAUCCAUUGUUGUAUUUGUCUUUUGCGUCACUGGAUAAUUAUAACAACAUUAUGUUUUAUUCAGAAUUUUCCAUACUGAAUUUGCAAUUUAGUCAAGUUUUACUGUUUGCCCACGUAUUCCACUGAAUUACCCGCAUGCAACCUACUGCAUUAUGGUGCAAUGCAUCGACACAAUCUGUGAACACUGUAUUUGUAGCCAGGAUAUCAAACACCAGUUGUGAAAUGACCUCAACAGAACAUGGUAUCCGCAUCCACUCAAAUGCACAAAUAUCACUCCUGAUCAGAAUUUUAAGACCAAUUGAAAAGUUGCAACAAUUUACAUUUUGCACUGUUGGGUCUUAAAGGUCAUCCCAAAAAGGAUGAUUUUUUAAACACAUCCUGGGGACAUAUAGAGAACCUCCCCCCAUGUAUGUGAAAAGGUUUGAAAAUGUUGUACGCCGCGGGGAACUUGAGCCAUUUAAUUUCAGAGUUGGGGUUUUUCAUCAACUCGAUGUAGAGCUGUGACAUCAUAGAAGGAGGCGCUGCUGCUGUUGCUUUGUGACAAGGGCUGGGCAUUUUGCGUUUUCUCGCAUCAUUCAAAUGUUUUUAUUCCGAUUCUUAAUUUCGAUACCCACUUCGCUGACGGGAAGAAACAGUCUCCAACCCCAACGAAGAAGUAGCCGGAAAGCACCAAUGAAGAAGAAGUGGCUAAAAAGUUUGGCUUAACUUCAUAAAAUCCAAUUAGGAGGUUCUAAGUAAUAUCUUAUUGUCUUAUUGUCACCUGUUUUAUAAGCAGAGCAUCAAAAUUGAAACAGGAGCAUGAGACAAAGAAAUGGGCAGUUGGCAAUUGAUUAAAAACUGCAUAAUGCACAAGCGCAAAAUGCAAAUACUUGUAAUUUUACACCGAGAUUAAAAUUUUGAUCAGCAGUAUACUGUAUAUGCAGUAUAGACAGACAUGUCAACGCAUCCCAACUCAUUUUGUCCACCUAACAACACAAACAUUGAAUCAUGUUACUACUGCUACAAUCUCUAAGAAAUGAAAGGGUCAACCAGUAUAUACAGUACCAUGGAACCUUGAUUAGCGUACGACCCAGUUAGCGUGUUUUUCAGUUAUCGUUGAAUAUUUAUGCCAAAACGUUCUGGUAAGCGUACAAUAUGGCACGCGUCUUGUUGUAUUGCGUCCUUGUUAGCAUACUUAUCUUGUGAACAAAACGGCAACCAGGAAGUCAGCUACGUCGCCCAUCUGUGAUGUCAUCAAUGGUUGACUCUCAAAAAUGUUAACACAAAACACGUUUUUUUUGUUGUACAUGCAUAAAAAUAAAUGACGAUUAAAAGGGAUAAAUGAACAUUUAAAGGAAAACUGAAGGGACGACCACAAAGGGAGUACUGUCUAUCUGUACUUUAGUGAGUUGGUGAAAAAUACAAACUAUAUGAAAGUAACAAACACUGCCUUAAGAGUGUAGCGCAUACUUUUAUUUGAUCAUUGCUCCUCAGAAAAUAAUCAAUUCUUCAUUACUAAAUUAUAUUAAAAACAUGAUUAGAAGAGAAAAGAAGGAGCCUAGUUUCUCCACUGCGGCUUUGGCUCAGGUAAUUUGUAGGUUAAGCUAUAGCAGCAGCAUGUUUUAAGAAACAUCUAUUGCAAAUUGCUAAUUCCUUCUUUUCUAAAUACAGUGGAGCCUCAAUUUCCAAACGCUGCAGUUUUCAUAUGUUUCAGUUUCCGGCAAAAGGUUUUGCCAUAAUUUGACCUUGGUUAUCGUACACUGGUUCAGUUACAGUAUUCGGCAAACGCAAAUGAGAAUGUUCCAAAAACGUACUACUAGUUUUCCGCCGUAUCAUUCCAUGUCCCAACAAAGAAAACCCACCUUGAAAUGGUUUUCUGCAUGUAUGACUAUAAUUGUUCUAUAUUAAAAGUGUUCAGUGCUUCGGUUUUCGUACUUUUCCGUUUUAGACGGACCUGAGGUUCCACUGUAUGUUCCAUUCAGCUGUUCUUCAUAUGCGAAAAAAAUGCAACCCUCCAAUCACCAGUCGGUUUAAGCUACCAUCACAGAUUAAAUGACCGGGAAUGUUACACGCGUGGUUAAAUGUCAGUUUAAUGAAGUGAUAAAUGUCUCUCAAAAAGGAGGAGUGUGAGUGAAAAAUAUCUUUGAUUGACAGAUCAAUUGGUGUUUAUUAUUAGUGCUCGGGAGGCAGGUAGACAACUGCAGAAGGAGCUAUGAUAGCAUCAUUCAUGGCCAUCCCCAUCCCCAAACUGCCAUAUUUACAAUGUUCAAGUGAACCUGUAAAAUACAUGCAAGUCGUCUUGAUACUUGAUCAAUUUGCAAAGCUCUCAGUUGCCUUUUUGACUGUCAUAUUAUUCGCUUAUGAAUUAUGUCCAACACAUUAUGGUGCGCUGCUUAUGUCACAUUACUGACACAUUUAUCACGUACAUGAUAUGCUAUUGUACUGGAGCAACAUUUCAAUAAACUCUGGCACUAAGGAAACAUUGUUUGACAAAAUGUGUGAUAUGAUCCUGUUUUUUUUCCCUUUUGUGAAGGUCUAUUUUGUUGAGGUUGAUAUUGAAUUUUUUUCUAAACAGAAAAUAAAUGUUUUUUUUCGCUUGA